CAGCGAAGGAAUUCACUUGGAGGGGAAAAAAGAAAAAGAAAAGCAACCAGGAAGUUGAGGAGCAGUCAUUCGGUUCAGAAAAAAAAGCAUCAAAUCCUCGUUAUCGAGGUGUUUAGAAAGUUUUAAAUAACGGUGUCCACUUAAAGGAAAACUGACUGAUUUGUGUGGUCUCGAGGUGAAUCGUUUCCAGAAAGAUGGACACUGAUCCGGAGAAAGGGGGAGCACUGUCGGGGGAGCCACAGGACAAAGUGCAGGCUUUAAAAGCCCAGGUAGAUGGAGUCAAAGAUGUCAUGACACAGAAUGUAGACAGAAUCCUGGCCCGAGGAGAGAGGCUGGAUGACCUCAUGGGCAAAUCUGAAGACCUGCAAGCAGGGGCUCAGAACUUCAAGCAGACAUCCCACAAAGUGGCUCGCUCCUAUUGGUGGAAGAACGUCAAGCUGAUUGUGGUCAUUGUUGUGAUCGUCCUCAUCAUCAUCCUGAUCAUCAUUUUGCUGGCCACCGGCGUCAUCCCUGUCAAUGGGUCCAUGCCACCUAUGCAACCUGCCACCAUCAAACCCUAAACACACACUUUCCAGUUGCACAAUACACCAAGUAUAGAAUCUUUUCAACUACGGCUGCCUGGUGAAGCCUUUAUUACUUCUACGUUAAUUUAUUCUACUGACUUACUUUCUUAUGUUGGAAUUCAUGGAUUUUGUAACUUGUUUUAAAGAAAUUUGCUAGUUUAUGUGACCCUUAUGGGUCUAGCUGCCAUCUGUACAACUCAGUCCUUCCAUAACUAAACUUAAUCUUUGAACCAAACAUCUGAAGGUUUGAGGUCUUCACCCAACAGCAGCAAGAACUCACAUUGUUUUCAGUCGUCCCGUGACCUUUUACAGACCUGACAACUGCAACACAUUUUGCUCAUCUGUAUGCAUUUGAUGUUUCGACUACACUAUUAAACAGAAGCUCCAAAAAUGUUUUGGGUUGGAGCGUGGCGGUAGUGGUAAGGGCUACGCUGUUUCCAGGUGAGCAGCAUGUGUAAAGCUGCUACAGAUUUGCUUUUUCUCAGAUGUUCUUCACAAAAAAUACCAUUUAAACAUCAUUGUAGUAGCAGAGAGAGCUCAGUGAACUUCAUUGUGACGGGGUGAUCCAGCACAUGGGUACCUGAGUGUUGGAUCUCAGUGUGCUGGAGAAGGGCACGCCCACGCUUCACAUGGCUGAUGGGUAGCUAUUUUCAAGAGGUGGGGGUGGAUGUGUUAUUUUCUUGGGUCGUUGCCAUCCAGGACUCAAGCCUGUUCCAUUCUGUCUUGGAUGCAGCAAAGCAUGAAACCAGAGUGCAUGCUGCUAGACUUGACGUGUGAAGUGGGGGGGGGGGGGGGCUCUGUCUAGUGUUCUUGGGUUUAACUGGUUUCUUUCCUGAAGGCAGGUGAUAAUGUAGGAGUGUUUUGGGUUCAACCCACAUUUGGUGCAGCGUGUUGAAGCGUGGCGACUAGAUUGUGGAGCAGGUCUGCUGAAGUGGAGAUGUAUGAGGGUGGAAUCUACGAGUAAAUGGACGUCUUGAUGUUUUCUAGUCAGUUAGUGGUGAACCUUGUGUAGUUUUAGGUGUACUAAAAUGAAAGGAACAGAAUUUUGCAAUAGAAGAGAGUGCAAAAAUUACAUUGAAUGUAACAUCAUUAUAUGAGGGUGUUUCUUCCCUCAGGGUGGGAGGACACUCCCUCCCACACCUGCUAUCGUUUGUCAUGCUGUGUAAAUGUUCAUUUCUAGAUAAAAAAAAAAUUUCUGUCAUUGGCAGGUCUGCGGCAAGCCUUCCUUUAAAACUGUUUUCUUGCCAGCAGUAAGCUUUUAUUUGAAAAGGGUAAAUGGGGGAACCACAUGUCCAUAUAGUGUUUUAGUUUUCUGGUGGGAAAAGUGCUGAGAAAGCUCCCACAAAUUCAUCAUCUCAGAGGUUUCAGAGUUUUCAGUGGGGGGAUGCCUGUGUGUGGGAUUUGUUUAUAUGACAACAAUAAAUGGUGAACUACCUUUAUAAUGUAUGGUGAUUAAAAAGUACUCACCCUCAGCAAAAACCAGGCAUUUGCCCAAUCUGCUACCACAGAUGAGUUUUUUGUUGUUGUUGUUGUUGUUGUCUGGUAGACGUUUGCGUGAUAAGUCAAUAAAAAUAAACAUCUCAUUCCCUAAAAAGACAUUGCACCCACAUCAUAGCAUUUUUCUAAGAAGUUCUACGAUUUUUUUUUUUUCUUUUUUCCACUUUAAAACUGGUGGUUUUCAGCUCUGGGGAACAAAAUAAAACCACUGGGAGCAGCAUUUUUCCUGGAGGCAACUGCAUGCAGCCACACAGACUCUUUUCUCAUUUAGAGCAAAUCGAAAAUGAUGCACGCAUCCAGAGGGGUGGGGGGGUAAAACUAUAUGGGCAUGUGUCCUUACUGUAUACAGGUGUGUAUUAGACGCCUUUAUGAGCAAUAGUGAUCGUCAUCUCUUUCCACUUCUUUAAAAAGUAAUUCAAAAUGUAGUGUAUAAAUGCGACAGUUGGCUACUUUUCUGACAUUACACAAACAAAAACUGACAUUGUUACCACAUUAAUGCUUUUGUGUCUUUAACGAAAAGCUAAACUCUUAACCAGUUGAAACAUUCUUGUGUUAAUGAAGAAAUCUGUAUAGCAUAUAACUGGGGUGUUUAUGCUAUAAUUGCUGUACUUAUCAUUCAUUCAUUCUUUCAUUUUCCUCCACUUGUCUGGGCAACAGGUUAAACAGCUCAUCCCUCGCUUCCCUAUUCUCAGCCAAGCUGAACUGCUGGCAUUCAUUUGGUGUUUAAAGUCUUUGUUGCGCAAUUGGGCACAAUAACAAAAUGUCAACCAGCUGAUAAUUGCACCAACUUUGUAGCUGUUCUAGAAAUGGAGAAGACUUCGCCGAAUUAUAUAUUUGUACAUUUGUGCUGCGAGCUGUGCUUUUUAAUGGAUCUUUUUCAUUGUUUUCAUCAGCAUGUGUUUGUUUUAUCGGGGUUAGUUUGUAGAAUAAGUGCAGUACUUUGAGUUCCAGCGUUAUGAGGGCGCAGUCAGGAAAUGAGCUGCAGACUUUGAACCUUUGGUACUUUAAUUAUAUAAACAGACCACCUGGGUCAAGUGUUAAAGGUCAGGUCUCAAGAAUACGCUGCUCCCACGCUCCAAGGUCAGACCUCACCAUCCAACCAGCUGAGAGAGGUCAUCUACAGCCUGUCAAUAGCGCCUCCUACUGGCUACAUGUCAUACAAAGUAAAUGCCAAUCUGAAAAAUUGAAUUGUGAACUAAUUCUGAACACACACACAUCAUCAGCCUCCCUCUGUUGUUACACAACCUGUUCUGUUCUCCAGAGGUCAAAGUAGUUUUCAUUAUAAAAUGUACAUAGUUAAAUUCUUAUCACUUGUUUAUAUGCACAGCAGAACUUUACCACAUCAAACUGUCUUUAAUGUAGAGGUGGUUUAUUGUAAAGCUUUUAAUGUUUUUCUAUUUGAUGCAGCAACGACAGUCAGUGAUUUUUGUGUAAACUGAUGAUUCCCACUGAGUCAUGAGAAAACUUCUUUAAGGUGCCUUCAUUCUUUUUGCUUUAUAUUUUCCUGAAGGUCAAAAGAGAAAGCAGUGCCUUAAAAACCAAACUGCUCGUUAUUAGUGUACGUCUUCAAACUCAUUCUGUUUAUGCAAAUCUGUCUAUUUUAGACUUUUAUCAUUUGAGAUUCUGCAGCUCUGAUCAACUGAGAUACAUGUAUGUCUAACUUUUUGAUUGGAAGAAUUAAUAAGGGUGUUGUUUUAAUGACUUGAUUUAACAAUUUUAAAGGUCUGAUAUCUAAUAAAUAAUAUUUACUUGC
This is a messenger RNA of Thalassophryne amazonica, 3813 nucleotides long. RefSeq names its product vesicle-associated membrane protein 8 (endobrevin) (gene vamp8). The record is from RefSeq and is a predicted model, not a curated record. NCBI's taxonomy places the organism in Eukaryota, Metazoa, Chordata, Actinopteri, Batrachoidiformes, Batrachoididae. Gene Ontology annotation, cellular component: plasma membrane; SNARE complex. Gene Ontology annotation, molecular function: SNAP receptor activity; syntaxin binding. Gene Ontology annotation, biological process: vesicle fusion; vesicle-mediated transport; SNARE complex assembly. The coding region runs from base 195 to 560 and encodes 121 amino acids. The transcript is spliced from 3 exons.